AGAGGGGGAGAGAGAGUGUGUGUAUGUGUGCGAGAGAGCGAGCGAGGGGGAGAAACAUCGUGCCACAGAAAGAAACGGCGACAGGAUCCUCUAUGUAUAUAAAGAUGGCCACGUUAGCUAACGGACAGCCAGACAAUACCAGCCUCAAUAGCAAUCACGGCAACCCCAGCACCAACGGGCACAUGAACGGAUUAAAUCACAGUCCCGGGAGCAGCUCCACCAUCCCCAUGAAGGAUCACGAUGCCAUUAAGCUCUUCAUUGGGCAGAUCCCGCGCAAUCUGGACGAGAAGGACCUGAAGCCUCUGUUCGAGGAGUUCGGCAAGAUCUACGAGCUGACAGUUCUGAAGGACAGGUUCACCGGCAUGCACAAAGGUUGUGCCUUCCUUACGUACUGUGAAAGGGAAUCAGCGCUGAAAGCCCAGAGUGCUUUGCAUGAACAGAAGACGCUGCCAGGGAUGAACCGACCAAUCCAGGUGAAGCCGGCGGACAGCGAGAGCCGGGGAGAAGACAGAAAACUAUUCGUGGGAAUGCUGAACAAACAGCAGUCAGAAGAUGACGUCCGCCGGCUAUUCGAAGCUUUCGGGAACAUUGAGGAAUGUACGAUUCUUCGAGGACCAGACGGCAACAGUAAAGGGUGCGCGUUUGUGAAAUAUUCAUCGCAUGCAGAAGCACAAGCGGCCAUCAACGCCUUGCACGGAAGUCAAACCAUGCCGGGAGCCUCUUCAAGUCUGGUGGUGAAGUUUGCGGACACAGAUAAGGAACGGACAAUGAGGCGCAUGCAACAAAUGGCCGGCCAGAUGGGAAUGUUUAACCCCAUGGCCAUCCAGUUCGGAGCGUACGGUGCCUAUGCCCAAGCACUGAUGCAGCAGCAGGCCGCCAUCAUGGCUUCCGUCGCGCAAGGCGGAUACCUGAAUCCCAUGGCCGCGUUCGCAGCCGCCCAGAUGCAACAGAUGGCAGCGCUCAACAUGAACGGCCUGGCAGCUGCACCAAUGACUCCAACAUCAGGCGGAAGCACACCCCCGGGUAUCACCGCACCAGCUGUGCCUAGCAUUCCAUCUCCAAUUGGGGUGAAUGGUUUUACUGGGCUACCCCCGCAGGCUAACGGGCAGCCUUCCGCAGAAGCUGUGUUCGCGAAUGGAAUUCACCCUUACCCAGCACAGAGCCCCACCGCCGCAGACCCUUUGCAGCAAGCCUACGCCGGAGUGCAGCAGUAUGCAGGUACUGCUUAUCCUGCCGCUUACGGCCAGAUCAGUCAAGCGUUUCCCCAACCACCUCCCAUGAUUCCACAGCAACAGAGAGAAGGACCCGAAGGCUGCAACCUGUUUAUCUACCAUCUGCCCCAGGAAUUUGGGGACGCCGAGCUGAUGCAGAUGUUCCUGCCUUUCGGUAAUGUCAUCUCCUCGAAAGUGUUUGUGGAUCGGGCGACAAACCAAAGUAAAUGCUUUGGUUUUGUGAGUUUUGACAAUCCUGCCAGUGCCCAGGCGGCCAUCCAGGCCAUGAAUGGCUUUCAGAUUGGCAUGAAGAGGCUGAAGGUGCAGCUGAAAAGGCCGAAGGAUGCCAACCGCCCUUAUUGAGACAUUGCAGAUGCCUCUGGAAACAAGGACUAGCACAGGGCAGGAACGGAAUGGGCAGUAUUAUAACAAUACAACAUACAUAUAUAAAUAUAUAUGAUCAAGACGCGCUGGAUCACAACUUUGACAUAUCAGCAAAGUACCAACUGAUCUGAAGACUUCAGAAUUUUCUCGCUUUGAUUGUUAAGAUUGUAACAUUUCUUUAAUGAAAAGUAUCACGUCUGCUUACGUGGAACGGAACUCUAGUUGACAACAUCAGACGGAAUGAAGAUCGAUCGGAAUUUUCCGAACAGACAAUGAUAAUGCCACACAAAAAGGAUUUUUUUUUUUCUUCAAACAGGAAACCUGAAAUCUGACAAGGAGUGCCUGGUAGUCACCAUGAAUUAUGUUGCCAUGGUAACGCCACAGCAACAAUUACUAGAAGCAUUGUAUUUGUCAUUCCUUAGCUAUAUAGGGACCAAAGGACCAAACUUUUUACCGCAGACUUGUAGCUGUAUGUAAAAUAUGGAAUUAACUUCCUAUACCUCGGCUGUUCUUAAAACAGUUUGAGGGUAAGUAUAUGAAAUAUGUAAAAAAAAUAAUAAUUACAAAAUGCUUAAAAUGCUUUUAAAAUGGCAAGAUGAUAGUUAUUUGAUACUAUUGAAGGUUCUUUGGUUACAUUACUUCAAUUAUGAAAAUUUCCUAUGGUUUUCUGUAUAUUAUGAAAGGAGUAAGUAUUUAGGGAUUAAAGUAAGAAUAUAUAUAUAUUAAAAAAAAAAAGAAAAAAGGAAAAGAGAGAAAAAAAGGAAAAAAAAUAUAUAAAACAAAAAAAGGUACAAAAAUCAUUAGAAGAAUGGCUGUAGUGGAAAAAAAAGGGUUUGUAAAUGCUUUUCCCAUUUAAAAUCUUAAUAGUUGUACAGAAUUUAACAGAAAAGUCUAACAUACCUAUAUAAUAGAAAAAAAAAUUAGAGAGCAAAAAACGUAAAAAAAAAAUGCAAAAAAAAAAUAAAUAGACGUUAGCGUUAUUGCUAAGAGAAAGAUGUUGUAGAACUGUAAUUUUUUGUAGAGUUUAGAAUAAGAAACUCCUAUUCUUUGCCAAUUGCAUAAUGUAUCGAGGAGGAUGUGAGAGGCCGUGACGGCAGCUUUUAAACUGCAAGCAUUCCACCUAUUUAAAAUAAAAAAAAUAAAUAAAAAAAAAAUAAAUAAAAAAAAUAUUGACUCUUGUAAACAAUGCAAUGAAAAUAUUAAAGUUACAACAGCUAAUGUCUUUUUAUCUAGUUAGUUCUAACUUGAAGAAUGACACGGCUAUUGCUUCAUAUCUCCAUAACUUGCUAUUUGCUAACACUCCCAUCAUCCUCUGCUUUAGUAGUUUCCAUAUCUGUUCUAGACCUUCAGGGCAAAAGUUAGCCUAGAACCUUAAUACUGAAAAAAAAAUAUUUAAAAAAAAAAAUAAAAUAAAUAUACAAUCUUUGAAGAAUUUCUGAAACUGUUUACAAGGAAUUUUGAAAAACAGGGGAUGUUUAAAUGAUGCUGGCUCUGUUUUUCUGUAAAUAAAUUUGCAUAUUUUGUAGGACUUUUAAUUGUAAUGAUAGAGAAAAAAAAAAAAAACAAGGAAAACUAUUUAAAUGAAAGCACGAUAUUUAUCUUUGGUAAUUGACUUUAGAGCAGUUUAAAAAAAUAAAAACAAAAAAAAAAAAAACAAGAUGUUGCUUUAGAACUCAAGAAUUCAGAAAAUAAAAUCAAUGAGCUAUUUAAGAACACAUAUAUUUUAAAAAAUAUCAUAUUUAUUCUAAUUUAUUUCCACUGUAUGAAUUAUUGCAUUUAUCUUAUUACGUUGUUCUCGCUCCUUUUAGUUGAACUAAAAGAGCGGGAUGAUCAUUUUUUUGACUUUUUUUAUUUAACAAAUAUAUAUAGAUAUAUAUUGAAAGAUUCUUAAAGUAUUAACUCUCGCAACACGUCAUGCUUCUUUUCCUGUUACGUUUGUCUCAAAUGCUUUUUUUCUUUUUUUCCUUUGAUUCUUUUGACCGCGAGAAAGGCUGGUAACCCCUUCGUUCCAUUCAUCUCCCUGAUGUCACGACUCCCUUGAACCUCAUUCAUUCACCCCCCCCCACUUUUAACUGAUCAACUUUGUAACCAGCUUACAGGCCGCUCUCGUAUUGGAAAGAAACGGUUACUUUGAACAGUUCUUGCAUUUACUCCCGGCACUUUGCUCCAACACCCUUUCUCUGUUUUCUUCACGCUCUUCCGAUUUUCCUUUGUCGCCCACGCGUAGGAAUUAUCGCCUCUUUUCUCUCUCUGUUUCAUUCCUUCUGUUUCUGCUCUUAGUAAAUACAGGUGUGUACAGCAGCUGCAUUUCCGUCCAACUGCUCUUUUCACUCCCAAUUACCUUAAAAAAAUAAAGAUCUCCUUGUAAUCUUCUGUAAUUAUUGAAUGACGCUUUUCAGCUUAGCCCUAAAUAAAGCACAGUUUAAAAAAAAAAAA
Spea bombifrons (plains spadefoot toad) is the source of this 4031-nucleotide messenger RNA. It is a transcript of the gene CELF4, whose product is annotated as CUGBP Elav-like family member 4. Gene Ontology annotation, cellular component: nucleus; cytoplasm; ribonucleoprotein complex. The record is from RefSeq and is a predicted model, not a curated record. Bases 24 to 1574 code for a protein of 516 amino acids. Gene Ontology annotation, molecular function: mRNA binding. Lineage: Eukaryota; Metazoa; Chordata; Amphibia; Anura; Pelobatidae. The transcript is spliced from 13 exons. Gene Ontology annotation, biological process: regulation of alternative mRNA splicing, via spliceosome; mRNA splice site recognition.